Messenger RNA from Moesziomyces aphidis, 1509 nucleotides. The record is from the annotation of a GenBank genome assembly. NCBI's taxonomy places the organism in Eukaryota, Fungi, Basidiomycota, Ustilaginomycetes, Ustilaginales, Ustilaginaceae.
AUGGCGAGCAUCAAGGGACCCGCUCCGGCGCCUACAUCCUUCCCCGGCGCCGACAAGCUGCGCAUCGGCAUUGUGCAUGCUCGAUGGAACGAGGAGUGCAUCACGCCGCUUGUCCAAGGCUGCGUCGAGACCAUCACCAAGGCGGGCGUCAAGCCGGAGAACAUUGUGAUCGAGAGUGUGCCUGGCUCGUGGGAGCUGCCGCACGGCGUGUCGCGGCUCAUCUCGGGCUCGCAGGUGCAGGCCUCGUCCAACGUGUCGGACCUCAUGGGUGCCACCUCGCUGCUCGACGACAACAGCAAGCCGUCCACUCCUGUCGCCGGGUCGUCGUCCAAGCCCUCCAAGGCGGCGCUGGAUGCUGUGAUCGGCAUCGGUGUGCUGAUCAAGGGAUCGACGAUGCACUUUGAGUACAUUUCGGAAUCGUGCUGCUCGGGCCUCAUGCGUGUGGGCCUCGACACGGGCGUGCCGGUCAUUCUUGGCGUUCUGACCGCGCUGACCGAAGACCAGGCGCUCGAGAGGAGCGGCGUCGGAAGGGGCGCCAACAAGGGCCACAACCACGGCCUAGACUGGGGUUCGGCUGCCGUCGAGAUGCGCCUCGUAGCAGCGGGUGUGAUGCUGGUCGAAGAGAGAGCGUAUGAUGCGCCUGAGCUUGCUGAUGAGUCCACUCACGCAACCUACCUGCACUUGAGCACGCGAAUCCGGGCUGAGCCGGUCGGAAGCGUGCCGAACGGCGGCGCCGAUCCGAUCAAAGUGCCAUCGAUCGGGAUCGAGCCCCGCUUCUCCCGAGUAGGCGCCUUGCAUUGCAGUCUGCUGCGGUAUCCUUCGCACGACUGGGUUACGAUGUCUCGCGUCUUGUACUACCUCGAAGACUCGCGCGCGUUCCGCGUGGCAUGGGCAAUGGAGGAGCUCGAGCUUGACUACGAGCUCAAGCACUACCGACGCAUCGAAGGCAAACGAGCCGAGCCAACGCUCAAGUCCGAAUCCGGCAACCCGCUGGGCAAGUCACCCUACCUCGUCGACUCGGAGGUCAAACUUGGAGAAUCGGCUGCCCAAGUCAAGUACCUUAUCCAGCGUUACGCGCCCGAAAGCUCGCUUCUGGGUCCCGCCGAGGAUUGGCAGAAGCGAGGAGAUGUCGAGGCGUGGAUCUCGUUUAGCGAGGGUAUGAUGGUGCAUACCCUCGCGGCCAUCUACCCACGCUGGUUCCUCGACCCUGCGUCUGCAGCUCAAGUCGAGGCAAAGAUGACGCCCAACAUUCAGAACAACCUCAACGCCCUCGAAUCCGCCCUGACUGGCAGCGACUACCUUGUGGGGGACAGCCUGACGGCAGCCGAUCUCAUGUGCGUCUUCUCUGCCGAAUACACCCUCUACAUGGACACCGGCAUCUCGUCGAACGCAAAAAACAAGCAAGACUGGCCAAACACGCUGGCCUGGCUCAAGCGCUGCGCACAACGCCCAGCCUACAAACGUGUCCUUCAAAAAGGUGCCACACACAAGUUCACCGUCACCGAGUAG